This is a messenger RNA of Lottia gigantea (owl limpet), 1272 nucleotides long. RefSeq lists its product as hypothetical. The transcript has a single exon. Gene Ontology annotation, molecular function: 2-oxoglutarate-dependent dioxygenase activity; calcium ion binding. The record is from RefSeq and is a predicted model, not a curated record. The coding region runs from base 1 to 1272 and encodes 423 amino acids. Lineage: Eukaryota; Metazoa; Mollusca; Gastropoda; Lottiidae.
AUGGAUGUCCAGACUCUAACGAAUGUUUUAUUUACCCUGAUUUCUUCGUUAUUUUCUUGUGUAACUCUGUAUGAAGGCUCGGAUACUAAUCACUAUUUGGCACAAGAAUAUGGACAUUUAAAACCGUUUGGAAGUGGUCGACCAAUACAUAAUGUGGAAACGAUAGCGGAAUUUCCAGAUCCAAUUACGUUUAACACUGAGUACUUCACCCAACAAAAACCAGUUUUAAUCCAAGGAGGCGCUAAAAUUUCUCCAGCGUUUGACUUAUGGACAGAUGAUUAUUUCCUGAAGCAAGACCUGCAGAAACCUGUCAACAUCAGUGUCGAGACGUUAAAAAAAGAAGUGAGGGGACAGAACAUGCUUGAAAUGGAUUUUAAAGAAUUUGUGAAGAUUUAUCCUAAUUCGACUUACUAUAUGGUAGACCUUGUUCCAGAGUUCAUCCAGAAGGAUCUGGUUCUACCUUUCUCGUUACAGUGUCCGGAUUUAAUGGGAGGUGGUAUUGAUGAGGUGAUUAUGUGGUUAAGUGGCGGAGGAACCAGCUCAGUAGUACAUAGUGAUCCUUCAGACAACCUGAAUUGCGUCUACCGAGGUACCAAAGAUUUUAUCAUUGUCGAUCCUCUCAAAUAUGGCGAGUUAGUUCCCUUCGAUAGCGAAGAUCAGUCGCAUUCGUUACUGGACGUUGAUAAAGCAGAUUAUGUGAAAUAUCCUGGAUUGGCCAAAGUUGAGUUUAUCCAUGCUCACCUGGAACCCGGUGACUGUCUAUACAUACCUGCCAGUUGGAUCCACCAAGUGAGAUCGUAUAACAUCAAUCUGGCGGUAAAUAUCUGGUGGAGCAACCUGUUUACCCAAUAUAUAGAUACGGACACCUGUUUGAAACAGUUCGACCAAACCAUAACUCUCGAUAAACUGGAAUUCGCUGGGAUAGGAAAACCUUUGCUGAUACGAUAUUGGUUACUUCCUAAACUGAGCAGUCGAUCUUCCAAAUCCAUCAGCGAGUCUGAAAUGAUUGACUCUCUUAACUCUGAGUUUCUAUUUGGGUUGAGAUUACAACAGAAGAGACUUGGUGCUAUAGAGGACAUGUACAAGAAGUUGUUUAAGAAGCUAGACGAGAAUAACGACGGUCUGGUGACAAUCAAAGAGUUUAUGAAGAUCCCACCGAAACAAUUAGAACGUUAUGAUGUUAUACUUCAUUACACAGAUAAACUCCGCGCUUCAUUGGACCCUAAAGUUUUGGCUGACGAAUAUUGGAAAAUAACACAUUAUGAAUUUUAA